This is a messenger RNA of Trichoderma aggressivum f. europaeum, 2574 nucleotides long. RefSeq lists its product as uncharacterized. Lineage: Eukaryota; Fungi; Ascomycota; Sordariomycetes; Hypocreales; Hypocreaceae. Bases 1 to 2574 code for a protein of 857 amino acids. The record is from RefSeq and is a predicted model, not a curated record. The transcript is spliced from 3 exons.
AUGUCCGAAUCGCCCGAUUCCGAACGGUCCUCGGAAGGGCGUUCGUCUCCAAACGAGAAACUUCAGAUUCGGCUUGUGCCGUAUCAACCGCCCCGGCUCAGCGGCGGUUCCGAGCUCUUCAACCCGAAUGCCUCCAUCGGCUCGAACCUGGACAAUGUCGAAAUCCAUUCUGCGGACUAUUCGCCCGCCACCGCAAGCCCUCCUUCUUCGGCCUCGACCAUCGCCGGUCCGUCUCGCGCCUCAGCUGGCAAGCGACGGAGUUCAAGUAUUGGCCCAAAUGAAAUCCUCGAUACCGGUUCAUCUGCUAUCGAGGCGGCCCCUCGGGGGAGAUAUCGAUCUCAAUCUCUGUCGCAAUCAUUGAAAACCCUGACGUCGCCGCCAUCCCCAGAACUCCCACCUGACGCCGCUGCCAAUAUUGCUGCUGCUACCGCUGCUGCUGCUGCGACAUCCCCAGUCCAACGUCGCCCCAAGAGAUUCAUCGACAUCAACCUUAAUUCUGACAACAAGACCUUCUCCCUCGUCCCCCUUAACUCCGUUCGGGCCUCCCGGACCAACUCCGUUGUUUCUACUCGCACCGACUCAAACCCGCAUUACUCUGUCGCCUCCAGUUCCUCUUAUAUGCAGAAUUCUUCAAGCAUCUUUAGCGAAGAUCGCCCCAGCUCGGCCUUGACGACACUGGCAGAGGAUAGCGCCUCUGUGACCGCAUCAUCCCUCGGUCCCUCAAUCCCCGAAGAAGAUGAUGACUCCAUGUCCCCUUGGAACUACAACCUUGUUGGUGGACUGCGCAAGGUUCAGAGUCAGCUCAGCGAUGCCACCGAAACUACCCCCACCCAACUGCCUCCAUUCCUGGAGGAAGAUCCCGUCGCCUCGGGCAAGAUUGCGGUGGAGGAAGAGCGCAUCGCUGCGUUUACGCUGAAUAGCAAGAAAUCAUUCCAGUCCAACAAAACCGGCAAUACCGUGUCGGAUCGCACGAAUUACAAGACGUAUGCGCAAAGCUCUUCUGGCCCGGACACUGUUCGUGGCUCCAUGGCAUCGGACUUCGACACCUCUUCGCUUUUCCCCGGCGGACCCAACUACGUCGUUUAUGACGGCGCGUCAACAUCUGACCAAUCCCGGGCGCACUCGGAUUCGGAAGUGAGGGAGACGCCCAACUAUGUUGUCCACGGACACCGACGUACGCAGUCGGACGGGACGGACAUCUCUCAUGCGCCGUCCGAAUACUCGAACAACAGCAUGGUGGUGGCUCCUUUACGGCCCAUGAGAUCAGGCCGUCUCUACUCUAGCUCGACGAUUCCUAGCACUCGAUCGCUCGAGCACCUGAGGACCGGGUCCUUGACAUCGGUUUCCAGCUCCAGACUCAACCGGGAGGCUGAGUCCAAUGCUCCAGCGGGCAUGUCCACACAGGUCGAUUUAGAAGGGCGACAUUCGCGAUCCCAGUCCAGUGCCAGCCAAGUUCACCGCAGAAAUACGUCUCGAACGCAGCCAUGGGGUACUGCUCUGUCCACAGUCAUGUCAGAGAGCGAACGGAGUGACCCGUCGACUCGGUCCAUCUCUCGACUGUCUGGCAAUGCUCGCAGCAGCGUCUUUACGCUCAACCAGCUCAGGCAGACAGGAAGCUUCUCCACCUUUGGUCUGGAGGAGACUUUGGCCAUGGCGUCCCAUUCUCGAAACGGCUCUGUAGACCGACCUCAACCAGUUUACGGCAGAGAUACGCCAUUCUCUACUGCUCGUCUAGUACGCGACCAUGACGAGGAUGGUGAUGGUCUGGCAGACCUGGAGAGCAUGAACCGCCUCCCCUCCCGCGCCCGCGGCCUAAGCAUGGCUUCCGAGCACUCAGGGCCCAGAAAUCACCGUUCCCGUUCCAGAAGCAAUUCUCGAAACAACAGCAUAAGCUACACGUCGGUCAUUCCGGCCUGGGCCAGGGUUUAUUACGGGAGUGGAGAACGGCGCUUUUUGGCGGCGCAACCUUCCAACGAGUCCAUGUUUUCGCAGUUCACCAGCAGCUUACACCGAGAUUCGUCCCACAGCCGCUCCCCGAGCUAUGAGGCGUACACUGGCGAGAUCAUCAACCCCCGUCGUCGGCCCCGAGAAAUGCAUCGCCGCGCCAGUGAAUCCGAUUCGAUGGACAUCCGCCCCAACCCCUAUAUGCCCGUCGAUCACAGCGUCAAGAAGCAGACUUCGAGCGUCUGGUCACCGCAUCUGCAAACCGAUAGACGAGCCAGCCGAUUUAGCAUCUGGUCGCCUCCUUCGUUGGCCGAAUCCGCCGACUAUGGAAUCUGGAAACGAAACCUCCAGCUUGUGCUGUUCGUUCUCGGCUUCAUCUGUCCAUUUAGCGCCAUUCUGCCAAUUCCUCCCAAGCUGGAGCGAGAAAUGACAGAACAAGCCUACAGCACAGGCCAUCUGGAUAUUCGAAUGGAGGCACGCCAGCAGAGGCUAUACAUCAACGCGGAACGCCUUCAUGAACGCGCCAGGUGGUGGAGAAGCGUCAACCGGCGCAUGUCCAUCAUCGGCGCCCUCAUCAUCUGCCUCUGCGUCGUGCUGAUUGCCGUCGGCGUGACGCAGUGGCAUUCAUGA